AUGGUUAUGUUUGAUGUCAGCGGAAACAUCUUGUCAGGUUCAAUACCUGAAUAUUUUAACAGCACUUGUGCUCCAGUUUAUCCCUUGAAAGAUUUUUCUUUCAAAGAUGAUGAUCCGUCCUCGCCCUAUGUAGCAUUUUUUGCAUCGAAAACCCAAGUUGGAAACCCGUUGCAACUGUAUGGAGAAGAUGAUGGUCUUACAGUACUGCACAACUUUGGGCACAAUAAUUUUACUGGCACUUUGCCGUCACUGCCUAUUGCACAUGAAAGAUUAGGGAAGCAAACUCUUUAUGCAUUCCUUGUUGGAGAAAACAAGCUUACUGGAACAUUUCCAGGUAGUUUGUUUGGGAAGUGUGAGGGAUUGGAUUCAUUGGUUGUUAAUGUGAGUAACAACAAGCUAUAUGGUCAGAUUCCUGCUGAAGUUGGCACAAUGUGCAAAUCUCUUAAAUUUUUAGAUGCAUCUCGGAAUCAGAUUAUUGGUCCCAUUCCCCCUACUUUUGGGAAAUUAGUGUCCCUUGUUGCCCUUAACUUGAGUUGGAACAUGUUGCAGGGUCAGAUCCCCACCAGUCUUGGCCAGAUAAGGGAUCUGAGGUAUCUGUCCUUAUCUGGUAAUAACCUUACAGGUACCAUUCCAUCUAGUUUGGGGCAGCUUCACUCUUUAGAAGUGCUGGAGCUUUCUUCAAAUUAUCUCACCGGUGAGAUACCAAAGGAUCUUGUGAACUUGGGAAAUCUGACCGUUCUUCUGCUGGACAAAAAUAAUCUUUCUGGUCAGAUUCCAUCUGGUUUGGCAAAUGUGACUGCACUCUCUUCUUUCAAUGUGUCUUUCAAUAACUUUUCCGGUUCAUUGCCUUCAAAUAAUAACCUGAUGAAAUGCAAUGCUGCUAUUGGAAACCCAUAUAUACAUUCUUGCCCCAUGUUUUCUCUGACACAACCAUCUUCAGAUUCUCAAGGAAGAGAUGGUGAUUCACAACCUUAUGCUGCUUCACCAGUGGGAGUUCCAGCUUCAAGGAGUGGGAAUUUCAAUUCAAUUGAGAUAGCUUCCAUUACAUCUGCAUCAGCCAUAGUUUCAGUGCUUCUUGCUCUGGUUGUUCUGUUCUUGUAUACACGAAAGUGGAAUGCAAAGUCUGGAGCUCUAGGGUCUACCAGGAAGGAAGUUACAGUUUUCACAAACAUUGGGGUUCCAUUGACCUUUGAGAGUGUUGUGCGAGCCACGGGCAGUUUCAAUGCUAGCAACUGCAUUGGGAAUGGAGGUUUUGGGGCAACUUACAAGGCAGAGAUAUCUCCUGGAAUCCUGGUGGCAAUAAAACGACUUUCAGUUGGAAGGUUUCAAGGAGUUCAACAAUUUCAUGCAGAAAUUAAGACUCUUGGAAGGCUUCGCCAUCCAAAUCUUGUCACUUUGCUUGGUUAUCAUGCCAGUGAUACAGAGAUGUUCCUAAUAUAUAAUUAUUUGGCGGGUGGUAAUCUGGAAAAAUUUAUUAAGGAAAGGUCUACAAGGGCUGUGGAUUGGAGGAUACUUCACAAGAUUGCUUUGGACAUAGCUCGUGCACUUGCCUACCUACAUGAUCAGUGUGUACCACGUGUCCUUCAUCGCGAUGUCAAGCCCAGUAAUAUUUUGUUGGAUGAUGAUUUCAAUGCUUAUCUCUCUGACUUUGGUUUGGCCAGACUUCUUGGAACUUCAGAAACCCAUGCUACUACUGGUGUAGCUGGAACUUUUGGAUAUGUUGCCCCAGAAUAUGCGAUGACUUGCCGUGUUUCAGACAAGGCUGAUGUGUAUAGUUAUGGUGUUGUGCUUCUGGAGUUGCUCUCUGACAAGAAAGCUCUGGAUCCCUCAUUUUCUUCAUAUGGAAAUGGAUUCAACAUUGUUCAGUGGUCAUGCAUGCUUCUUCGACAAGGCCGUGCAAAGGAAUUCUUUACUGCUGGGCUAUGGGAUGCAGGUCCCCAUGAUGAUUUGGUAGAAGUUUUACACUUGGCGGUUGUGUGUACGGUUGACUCUCUCUCGACCAGGCCUACAAUGAGGCAAGUUGUACGAAGACUUAAGCAGCUUCAGCCUCCAUCUUGUUAG
Prunus armeniaca (apricot) is the source of this 2061-nucleotide messenger RNA. NCBI's taxonomy places the organism in Eukaryota, Viridiplantae, Streptophyta, Magnoliopsida, Rosales, Rosaceae. The record is from the annotation of a GenBank genome assembly.